This is a messenger RNA of Alligator mississippiensis (American alligator), 1379 nucleotides long. RefSeq names its product scratch family transcriptional repressor 1 (gene SCRT1). The record is from RefSeq and is a predicted model, not a curated record. Gene Ontology annotation, biological process: regulation of DNA-templated transcription. Gene Ontology annotation, molecular function: DNA-binding transcription factor activity, RNA polymerase II-specific; RNA polymerase II cis-regulatory region sequence-specific DNA binding. Bases 79 to 1068 code for a protein of 329 amino acids. Lineage: Eukaryota; Metazoa; Chordata; Crocodylia; Alligatoridae. The transcript has 3 exons.
GCCGGGCCCCGCCGCCGCAGGGGCAGCGCCCGGAGCGGAGGCACCGCAGCCCCGGCCCGGCGCCCACCCGGAGGCACCAUGCCCAGGUCCUUCCUGGUCAAGAAGGUCAAGCUCGAUGACUUCUCCCCGGCGGAGCUGGAGGGCUCGUACGGCAGGUCCCGCAACGACUUCGGCUCCCGGCUGCAUGACAAGGCCGCGGGCGGCUACAUCGGCGACUACAUCCCGCCCGGCGCCUACGAGGGCGAGAGCGAGAGCGCCAUCAAGGUCCCUUCGCCCGAGCCCAUCUACCCGGGCGCCCACGGCGACUACGGCGCGCCGGACUCGGACCAGCCCGACAGCCCGCACUCGGGGCUGGCGGGCGGCUACAUCAACGGGGACGCGGCGGUGAGCGAGGGCUACGCGGUGGACGCCUUCUUCAUCACGGACGGGCGGUCGCGGCGCAAGGUGGUGAGCGGUGCCCGCAGCCUGCAGCGCCACACGUGCGGGGACUGCGGGAAGACCUACGCCACCUCGUCCAACCUGAGCCGCCACAAGCAGACGCACCGCAGCCUGGACAGCAAGAUGGCCAAGAAGUGCCCCACGUGCGGGAAGGUCUACGUGUCCAUGCCGGCCAUGGCCAUGCACCUGCUCACGCACGACCUCAAGCACAAGUGCGAGGUGUGCGGCAAGGCCUUCAGCCGGCCCUGGCUGCUGCAGGGCCACAUGCGGUCGCACACGGGCGAGAAGCCCUUCGGCUGCGCCCACUGCGGGAAGGCCUUCGCCGACCGCUCCAACCUGCGCGCCCACAUGCAGACUCACUCGGCCUUCAAGCACUUCAAGUGCAAGCGCUGCAGCAAGACCUUCGCCCUCAAGUCCUAUCUCAACAAGCACUACGAGUCCGCCUGCUUCAAGGGCGCCGGGGGGCCCAGCCAGCCCGGGCCCCCCCGCUGCCCUCCCGCCUGCAUCAAGUCCGCCCGAGGUUGCUUUCGCCGCUUCUUUUGUUCCUUCGACAGCCCCAAGCCCGUGCCCACCGGCCUGGGCAGGGCAGGGGGCGACUGCGGCCUUGACCGCCCCCCCAGGAUGCAUUGAUUCCCCGCGGGGGGAGCCGGGGGGGGACCCGGCUCCGGCCCCUGCUGUUGCAUGGUCGUCUUGCUCCCCAGCCGCCUCUGCAAGUUCGUUGCCAAGUUUCCUUCCUUACUAUGCCAAAGUCUUCGUCACUUUUUUUGGAGAGAAAAAAAAAAGACACACAGAAAAAAAACCCAGCCACCUCGAGCACGGAGCCGCGCUUCCUUCCUGCCUCUCCCAGCCCUUGGGUUUCUUUUCCUUUUCUUUCUUAUAUAUAUUUUUUUUGCAUGCAAAAAGAACCAGACAAAUGAAAACAAAGCAACAGAAGCAACCAG